AUGGCUGUACAACCAAAACAAGAAUUGCAAUUAGAUUUUUCUCAAGAGCAAGGUUUCUUGGCAUUUCACAGAGAUUUACCAGAGAAACCAAGCACAACCUUACGAGUUUUUGAUAGAACUGAUUAUUAUACAGUACAUGGACAAGAUGCUAUAUUUGUGGCCAAAGAAGUUUUUAAAACAACUGGUGUGGUUAAAUAUUUGGGUGGUGGAACUAAGAAGUUGGAGUCUGUUGUUCUCAGUAAGAUGAAUUUUGAAUCAUUAAUGAGAGAUUUGUUAUUAGUACAACAGUAUAGAGUGGAGGUCUAUAGAAAUAAAGGUUCUAGUAAAAACAAUGAUUGGAUACUAGCAUUGAAGGCAUCACCUGGUAACCUCAGUCAAUUUGAAGAUAUAUUAUUUACUAAUAAUGAGAUGGCUGGAUCAAUCGGUGUUAUUGGUAUUAAGGUUUCUACUGAUAAUGGACAAAAAAUUGUAGGUAUUGGCUAUGCAGAUGCUACUGUAAGAAAAUUUAGUGUGUGUGAAUUUACUGACAAUGAUCAGUUCUCAAACUUAGAGGCAUUAUUAGUACAACUAGGUCCUAAAGAAUGUGUUAUUGGCACUGGUGAACUCAAUACAGAAUCUGGUAAAUUUAAACAAGUACUAGAUAGAAGUAAUAUACUAAUUACUGAAAGAAAAAAAAGUGAAUUUAAUUGUAAAGAUGUAAUACAAGAUAUGAAUAGAUUAUUGAAGAAGAAAAAAGGAGAACAAUCAAAUAGUGCUACCUUAUCUGAAAUGGACCGAGUUCAUGCAGUUUCAGCAUUAUCUGCUGUUAUUAAAUAUUUGGAGCUGCUAUCAGAUGAGAGUAAUUUUGGACAAUAUCAGUUAACGACCUUUGACCUUAAACAAUAUAUGAGGUUAGAUUCAGCUGCUGUGAGAGCAUUGAAUAUAUUACCUAAUCCUAAUGAAGGUGGUAAUAAGAAUCAAAGUGUUUUAGGUUUAUUGAAUAAAUGUCGUACAGCUCAAGGUCAAAGAUUAAUAGCUCAAUGGGUAAAACAACCUUUAAUGGAUAAAAAUAAAAUAGAGGAAAGAUUAAAUGUAGUAGAAGCUAUGUUAGAAAAUACGGAAUUGAGACAAACAUUACAAGAAGAACAAUUACGAAGAAUUCCUGAUUUUCAAAAACUUGCAAAAAAAUUUCAACGGAAGAAGGCAACCUUGCAGGAUUGUUAUAGAGUGUACCAAGCUAUAGAUAAAAUGCCAUAUUUAUUAGAAAUAUUAGAGAAACAUGAUGGAAACCAUAGAACAUUAUUAAUGGAGUUGUUCUCUAAUCCACUGAAGGAAUUACUGAUGGACUUUGCUAAGUUUCAAGAAAUGGUAGAAACAACAAUGGAUUUAAAUCAAGUUGAAAAUCAUGAAUAUGUCAUUAAGUCUGACUUUGAUGAAAAUUUGGCUGCUUUAAGAGAAAAAAUAGAUGCCCUAGAAUCUGAUAUUAAAUCACAAAUAAACAAAGUAGCAAGAGAUCUGAACCUUGAAGCUAAUAAAACAUUAAAGUUAGAAAGUAACAAUCAAUUAGGUUACUUUUUCAGAGUAACUAGAAAAGAUGAAAAAGCACUGCGUAAUAAUAAGAACUAUAGAACUAUUGAUACUAAUAAAAAUGGUGUCAGAUUUCGGAAUUCAGCUGUCAGUAAAUAUAAUGAAGAUUAUCUAAAAUAUAAAGAAGAAUAUAAUGAACAACAGAAGAGUGUAGUUAGUGAGAUUAUUGAAAUAGCAGCUGGUUAUGUUGAACCUAUGUUAAUAAUCAAUGAUGUUGUGGCACAGUUAGAUGUAUUAGCUAGCUUUUCUCAUGUAUCAUCCAGUGCACCAAUUCAUGGAAUAUUAAAGCUAAAAGAAGCCAGACAUCCUUGUUUAGAAAUGCAAGAUGAUGUAUCAUUCAUUCCUAAUGAUGCUAUGUUUGAAAAAGCUGAGAAAAUGUUCCACAUAAUAACAGGACCUAAUAUGGGAGGAAAAUCAACUUAUAUCAGAUCAGUAGGUGUUGUGGUUUUAAUGGCACAGUUAGGAUGUUUUGUACCCUGUUCCUCAGCUGAUAUAACAAUAGUAGAUAGUAUAUUAGCUAGAGUUGGUGCUGGUGAUAGUCAAUUAAAAGGGGUAUCUACGUUUAUGGCAGAAAUGUUAGAAACAGCUUCAAUACUCAGAUCUGCUACAGAGAAAUCACUAAUUAUUAUAGAUGAAUUAGGACGUGGUACUUCAACUUAUGAUGGAUUUGGUUUAGCAUGGGCUAUAUCAGAACAUAUAGCUACCAAAAUAAAACCAUUUUGUUUGUUUGCUACUCACUUUCAUGAAUUAACAGCUCUAUCUGAUGUUGUUAGUAGUGUCAACAAUCUACAUGUUACAGCUUUAACAACAAAUAAUACAUUAACAUUAUUAUAUAGAGUAAAACCAGGUGUAUGUGACCAGAGUUUUGGUAUACAUGUUGCCGAACUAGCUCAUUUUCCUAAACAUGUCAUAGAGUUUGCCAAAGAAAAAGCCAGAGAAUUAGAAGAUUUUCAGUGCGUUAAUUUACAAGGUACAGAUUUAUAUGGUGAUGAUGAACCAGCUGUUAAAAAACGUAAAUUAGUCAAAGAGGAAGGUGAAGAAAUAAUAGAGAAGUUUUUAAAUACUGUGAAGAAAUUACCAAUAGAUACUAUGUCAGAUACUGAUCUUCAGAAAGAAAUGGAAAAACUUAAAGCUGAAGUCAAGGCUAAAAAUAACCCAUAUGUUAAUGAUAUUUUAGCCAAGACUCCAAUGUCAUCAUGAAUAUGAAACUUUAUAAAACAACGUCUGUUUUUUUUUUUUUCGAAUCAAAAAUACCUAGUUUUCAAAUAUCAUUUAUCAUGAUGCAUGUAACAGAAAACAAAGGUCACAAUCUUGCAAUACAUGUUAUUGGUUGUAUUUCAAAAUACAAAUCUAGAAAUGUAUGUUAUUGGUUGUAUUUCAAAAUACAAAUCUAGAAAUGUAUGUUAUUGGUUGUAUUUUGAAAUACAGAUCUGGAAAUGUAUGUUAUUGGUUGUAUUUCAAAAUACAAAUCUGGAAAUGUAUGUUAUUGGUUGUAUUUCAAAAUACAAAUCUGGAAAUGUAUGUUAUUGGUUGUAUUUCAAAAUACAAAUUUAGAAAUGUAUGUUAUUGGUUGCAUUCCAAUAUACAGAUCUGGAAAUGUAUGUUGUUUCAAAAAUCAUUUCUUAUUCAAAAUGCAGAUCUGGAAACGUAUUUUAUUGCUUGUAUUUCAAAAUACAGAUCGCGAAAUGUAUGUUAUUGAUUGCAUUCCAGAUCUGGAAAUGUACAAUAGUUUGGGAGAGAACAAAAUUCCAAUACUUUAUUCAUUUAUUAUAGAAUCAUGUGUCAAUUUUGCAGAAUAAAUUUAAUUAUUUUGUU
Lottia gigantea (owl limpet) is the source of this 3381-nucleotide messenger RNA. RefSeq lists its product as hypothetical. Bases 1 to 2766 code for a protein of 921 amino acids. Gene Ontology annotation, cellular component: MutSalpha complex; nucleus. Gene Ontology annotation, molecular function: mismatched DNA binding; ATP-dependent DNA damage sensor activity; ATP binding. Gene Ontology annotation, biological process: mismatch repair; mitotic recombination. NCBI's taxonomy places the organism in Eukaryota, Metazoa, Mollusca, Gastropoda, Lottiidae. The transcript is spliced from 27 exons. The record is from RefSeq and is a predicted model, not a curated record.